AUGACCAAUUUGAUGAAGAAGGAAUCAAAAUUUGAGUGGAGUGAAAAAUGUGAGGAAGAUUUCCAAAUUCUAAAAGAGCGUUUAACCUCUGCACCAGUUUUGACUAUGCCUGAUGGGAAUGAGGGGUUUGAGGUGUAUAGUGAUGCUUCGAAGAAUGGUUUGGGGUGUGUGUUGCAACAAAAUGGGAAGUACCAUGAGGGGAAAGCAAAUGUGGUUGCCGAUGCACUGAGUAGGAAAUCGAGCCAAAGUAUGAAUGUCUUGGUAGUUCCUGAGGAAUUGUGUCGAGAUAUGCAAAGACUUAGCCUGGAAAUAGUGAAACCCGGAGAGACCAAAGCAAGACUGAGUGCAUUAUCAUUGGGGUUGUCCAUAUUCGAGGAGAUUAAAGAAAGUCAAGCUGGGGAUGAAUACUUAGAGAAGAUCAAAGAAAAGAUGGGGCAAGGGAAGGAAGUAGAUUUCAAGAUUCAUGAUGAUGGUAGUUUGAGGUUCAAAGGGAGAUGGUGUGUACCGCAGAAGUAUGAAGAACUCAAGAGACGUCUUAUGGAUGAGGGGCAUAAUACUCCAUAUUCUGUGCACCCUGGGGGUGACAAGCUGUACAAAGACCUGAAACAGAUCUACUGGUGGCCCAAUAUGAAGCGUGAAGUUGCUGAUCAUAGUACAAAGUGGACUGGUUCUGAGAGUGGUUCAAGGAAGGCACCUGUUGCCUGGGAGCAGUUGUGUUUUCCAAAGAGCAAUGGAGGGUGGAAUUUGAAGGAUCUUACAAUUUGGAACAAAGCAGCUGUCAUGAAGCAUUGUUGGGCUCUUUCUAUGAAGCAAGGUAGGUUGUGGGUUAGGUGGAUUCACACCUAUUAA
Spinacia oleracea (spinach) is the source of this 849-nucleotide messenger RNA. RefSeq lists its product as uncharacterized. Lineage: Eukaryota; Viridiplantae; Streptophyta; Magnoliopsida; Caryophyllales; Amaranthaceae. The record is from RefSeq and is a predicted model, not a curated record. The coding region runs from base 1 to 849 and encodes 282 amino acids. The transcript is spliced from 3 exons.